Messenger RNA from Meloidogyne enterolobii, 915 nucleotides. Lineage: Eukaryota; Metazoa; Nematoda; Chromadorea; Rhabditida; Meloidogynidae. The record is from the annotation of a GenBank genome assembly.
AAGGUUAAUUUUAGUUCCUUUUUAGUGUUUUUAAAUUUAUUAUUGAUGGAUACUUCAAAUCUUUUACUUUGUUACAACAAGGGAUGUGGAGCUAAAUUUAAUCCUGAUGAAAAUAAAGAAGAUUCUUGCAUUUUCCACCCUGGGCCGCCCUAUUUUCAUGAUGCUUACAAAAUUUGGAAGUGUUGCAAUAAAAAAAGCACAGAUUUUAGUACUUGGCUGAGUUUUGAAGGAUGUACUCGUGGACCUCAUAAUCCUGAUAAACCUUGCAAUGAUGUUCCUAAAGUUUUGCCUUCACAGCCUGAAGUUGAAGAAAAGAUGAUCGUCUGGAAUGGAUUAAACAAACCUGCCGAACGAUCUGAAGCCCACAAUCGAGAAAGAGUUUCACUUUCUAUGCAAAUGACAGAGACUUCCCGGAAAGCAUUAGAAAAUGAAUUACAACGAAGGAAAGAAAAUACUUAUAAUGGCCCCGAAACAGAUUUACAAGAAUGUUUACACCAUCCAGGCAAUGCAAUAUUCCAUGAGGGAAUGAAAUUUUGGUCUUGUUGUGAGCGCAAAACUACCGAUUUUGGAGCUUUUCUUGAUCAACUGGGAUGUUCUAGAGGAAAGCAUUGUUGGACUAAACAAAUUGAUCAAACAGAAAAUCUUCGAGAAGAUUGGUUUCAGCGAAAUGGACAAAUUUUAAUUUCAAUUUAUUGUAAAGGAGCGAUAAUUGAAGGGACUAAAAUUGACACAGAUGGACUCAAUUUAAAGGCUAAAAUUAAAUUUAAUUUUGGAGAUAAAGAAACUUUACGAGAAUAUGAACUUUUUGGUGAAAUUAUUCCUUCUGAGAGCAUGGUUUUGAUAAGUGAACGAAAAGUGGAGAUUAUGCUUAAACAGGUGAACAAAGAUGCUUGGCCAAGACUGACAUAUAAGUGA